AUGAGCCCAUCGCAGUUCCAUGAAAGCCACCAUGCAAAGAGAUCGAACACCAUUAAUGGAGCAUGCCCACCACCACUGAAGAUUUGCAAAGAUUCACACCUGAUCAAGAAAUCAGUUUCGGCUUCGUCUCUCUCUCCAUCGCCGUCAUCUUCAUCUUCUUCGUCGUCUCCGGCGUCUUCGACUCUCGGCCCAACAAGGCCGCGCCACCCGGUCAUCAUCUACACUCACUCGCCCAAGAUCAUCCACACCCACCCCAAGGACUUCAUGGCGCUGGUGCAGAAGCUCACCGGGCUGUCUCGCUCCGACGAUGACAAUGCCGCAGCUAAACAGAGAAAGCCGGAAAACGGAGUGACAACGGCGGAGGAGGAUCAGAAUAGGAACGGCGGUGGCAACAACAAGGUUGUGAUUGGCGGCGGAAAUGACGAUAACGAGUCGUCUUCGGUGAUAACGGACGAGAACUGCGGAGGGAACGUCGGAGACGGGCAAGUGAACUCGUGUUUCGUGACGCCGCCGAUAUUCGACCCGCCGGCGAACAGUUCUUACCUGACGAAUCUUCCGGUGUUUACGCCGAAUCCGGUGGACCAUUUUGUGUACGCGAAUCAGCCAUUUUAUAACUACGCAGAUUCGGUGUUCUUCCCUCCCAGCAUGAGGAGUUCAAUUUCUUCUUCUACGUCGUCUUCUGGGUUAGAUGGAAUAAAUGAGUUUCGCGAGUACUGA
Messenger RNA from Carica papaya (papaya), 717 nucleotides. Its product is annotated as VQ motif-containing protein. Gene Ontology annotation, cellular component: nucleus. The record is from RefSeq and is a predicted model, not a curated record. Lineage: Eukaryota; Viridiplantae; Streptophyta; Magnoliopsida; Brassicales; Caricaceae.